This is a messenger RNA of Capsicum annuum, 576 nucleotides long. RefSeq lists its product as uncharacterized. The record is from RefSeq and is a predicted model, not a curated record. The transcript is spliced from 2 exons. The coding region runs from base 1 to 576 and encodes 191 amino acids. Lineage: Eukaryota; Viridiplantae; Streptophyta; Magnoliopsida; Solanales; Solanaceae.
AUGGGUGCAUUUGAAAUGUUCGACUUGGGUAUACUGCAUUAUUUUCUUGGUCUUGAAGUGAGACAAGGUUUGGAUGGAAUCUUUAUUUUGCAAAGAAAAUAUUCUACUGAACUUUUACAGAAUUUCAACAUGCUGAAUUAUAAUCCAUCUCCCACGCCCAUGAAUAUGAAUGAGAAAAAGGUGUUUGAUUAUGGUACAGGUGCAACAAAUGUUUCCUAUUUUAGAAGCUUGGUUGGUGGUGUAAACUACUUAUCACAUACAAGGUCCGAUAUAGCAUUCUAUGUUAGUUUGAUUCCAAGGUUCAUGCAUUGUCCUUUAAAGCAACACCUUGGUGCAGCCAAAAGGAUCUUGCGGAGCACAUCUAGGAAUGUCUUUAGUCUUGGUUUUGGAAAAAUAUCAUGGAGUUCAAGGAAAGAAGAUACAAUCGCUUUGUCAUCUGGAAAAGCAGAAUACAUGGCUACAACUUCCACCGGUUUCCAAGCUAUCUGGUUAAGGAAAUUGUUAGUGGAUCUUCAAAAAGAGCAGAUUGGUCCAACUAGUGAUUACUAUGAAAACAAAUCCUGCAUUUCACAGUAG